Penicillium canescens is the source of this 1290-nucleotide messenger RNA. RefSeq lists its product as uncharacterized. The coding region runs from base 1 to 1290 and encodes 429 amino acids. NCBI's taxonomy places the organism in Eukaryota, Fungi, Ascomycota, Eurotiomycetes, Eurotiales, Aspergillaceae. The transcript is spliced from 4 exons. The record is from RefSeq and is a predicted model, not a curated record.
AUGUCUCGCUAUGACGAUUACCGUUCGUCAACAGGGACGUUGGACUCGCGAGACCGCCACGAUCGCUACUCACGGGGCCCAGCCGUGGUCGAACGACCCCGCCAUGCCGAAGAACGCUUCGAAGCCCGGCUCCGCGACGAAGACAGAUACGGACCCCCUGCACGCGCACCAGGGCGCUUCUACGAGGAUGAAUACCUAGACCACCCGGCUCCUGCAGGCCCUCUCGUGGCGCAUGAUCGGCGCCGACGCCGUGACGAGAGCCCCUCCUUUGAACGUCCCCGUCUUAUUAGGCGGCAGUCGUCUCUGGACACCUUUGAUCGAAUCCCACGGCGCAAGAUGGAGGCUCUCGAUGCCCAUGCCCGCGACCGGGCCCCUCGCAUGCCCCGCGUUCCUGCUCCGCCUCAUCGCCACUUCUCCCCCGGUCGUUAUCGGGAGCGCGAGGUCUAUGAGGAUAUUAGGAUCGCUGAGCCCGAUUAUUAUGGUGAUGAGGAGUUCAGAGAUGUUCGUGAGAGAGACAUGGUUGGCCAUCGUCGCCGCUCGAGCAGCAAUGCUCGUAGACAUCAUGAGGAGAAACCUUACCCGCGCAAAGGGAAGACCCGUAUUCCUCGUCACCUUGCCCAUGUCCAUGCCAUCUUGGAUCUAGGCUAUCCGUUCAAGGAGGAGGAUGAUGUGAUCGUGAUCCAGAAGGCCCUGUCAAAGGCUCAGAUCGAUGAAGUGAUCACCUUGAGUCGCGAGUUCAGGAGGCCUCCUAGCCCGGUAGAGACUGAAUACCUUUCUGUACGAGAGCGUCCGCGCGAGCGUGUCACGACUGAAUACUUGCAAGUCGAGGCAGCUACUUCUCCACGCUCGAGUCGUGACACGUUCAUUGUUGAGGCCGCACCUUCACGACACAGGUCACACUCGCGCCAUCACCACGAUGAUUAUUACGAAGAGAUUGUGGAUAGACCAAUAGUGCGAGGGAUCUCCCGGCCACGUUCGGUAUCAGUCCACGCACACCGCCCUGUGCAGUACAUUGAACAGCGAGAGUUCGAUAAUGCUCGGACCGGCCCAAUGGUUCUUGUGCGUCCACGAGACAGUGAUAAUGAUGUGAGCGACUACAUUCGUGAACUUGAGGAGGAGACUAGACUUCUUCGCCUGGAGAGACAGGGUGGCAUUGAGAUUACGCGGCAACGCGAUACGGAAAUCAUUGAUAACAGAGGGAAUGAGGAGGAAGUUACGGAGGUUCGGAGACAGGAGCGCAGAGAGCCCAACUCUCGCAUUAUGCGCGCUAUGAUGGCUACUCUUACUUGA